Molecule: messenger RNA, 1176 nt
Organism: Colletotrichum tamarilloi
Lineage: Eukaryota; Fungi; Ascomycota; Sordariomycetes; Glomerellales; Glomerellaceae
Product: RNA recognition domain-containing protein
Exons: 3
Coding region: 1-1176 (391 amino acids)
Biological process (GO): maturation of LSU-rRNA from tricistronic rRNA transcript (SSU-rRNA, 5.8S rRNA, LSU-rRNA)
Cellular component (GO): nucleolus
Molecular function (GO): RNA binding
Source: RefSeq, a predicted model, not a curated record
AUGGCCCCCGAACUGAGAAAAAGAACCAGAUCCGUCACUGGCAAGGAGCCUAUGGCGAAGAAGGCGGCCAAGGUCGAAAAGGUUGAAAAGGUUGAGCCUGCGACCGAAAAGGCGCCCAAGAAGGUAACCAAGAAGGCCACCAAGGAGGAGAAGGUCGAGAAAGCUCCCAAGCGCAAAGCUCCCGAGGAGGCGCAAGCUUCCCCCGUCGCGGCGAAGAAGCAGAAGCCCGUCAAGGCGAACGCGAAGUCGAAGAAGUCUGCCGCCCCCGCGCCCGCCGAGCCCGUCGAGGAGGAAGAGAAGGAGAAGGAGGCUGAGCCCGAAGCCACCGAGGAUGCCGAGACCUCUGUCGUAGCGUUCGAGGAGGAGGAUGACGAUGAGGAGGUCGACGCUGACAUUGCCGCCCUCGCCGCCGGCCUGGACCCGGAGGACGCGCCAGCCGGCGACGGCACCGUCUUCAAGUCGGGCCAGGACGUGGGCAAGGUGCCCAAGUUCAAGAAGCAGAAGCAGUUGACAAACGGCAAAAAGGAAGAGCCCGGCGUGGUCUUCAUCUCCAGGCUGCCCCACGGCUUCUACGAGCACGAGCUCAAGGGCUACUUUUCACAGUUUGGCAACAUCACCCGCCUCCGGCUGGCGCGCAACAAGAAAUCCGGCGCGAGCAAGCACUACGCCUUUCUCGAGUUCGCCGAGGCCAGCACGGCCGAGAUCGUGGCCAAGACCAUGGACAGCUACCUGCUGUUCGGCCACAUUCUCAAGGUGAAGACGGUGCCGGCGGACCAGCUGCACGAGGACGUGUGGAAGGGCGCCAACAAGCGCUUCAAGAAGAUCCCCUGGCACAAGAUCGCCGCCGGCGAGGUGGCCAAGCAGAGGACCGAGUCCGACUGGACGCACAAGGUGUCCAAGGAGGAGAAGAAGAGGCUGGAGCGCGCCGAGAAGCUCAAGGCUAUCGGGUACGAGUUUGAGGCGCCCAAGUUGAAGGAGGCUGUUGCGCCGCCGCCUGAGCCCAUGGCUGUCGACGCGCCUGAGGAGACCAAGGCUAUCGAGGCUGCGCCGGUUGAGGAGGAGAAGAAGGAGGAGGCUGCCAAGGAGGAGGAGGGGAAGGUUGCCGAGGUUGAGACGCCCAAGUCUGCGAAGAAGGCGACGCCCAAGGGCGGCAAGAGGAGAAAGUCCAGGGGUUAA